UGCAACUUUUCACAUCACCAUCUCUUUGUUCUUACUUUUCUAAUCAAUUGCUUAAUCCCCUUCUCAUCAUCAUCAUAAUCAUAUCAUUGCUUUUCUCUUCUUUGUUUCUUCUCCUUAUUCCUUUCCUCCAAUGGUGUCACCACCACAAGGACAAACGUUUACCUCCUGGUUCCAUGGGUUGGCCUUACCUUGGAGAAACCCUCAACCUCUACUCUGAAAACCCAAAUUCCUUCUUCUCCAAUAGACAAAAACGGUAUGGAGAUAUAUUCAAGACACACAUACUUGGUUGUCCUUGUGUAAUGAUAUCAAGCCCCGAAGCAGCUAGAAUUGUGCUUGUGACACAAGCACAUCUUUUCAAGCCAACAUACCCUCCAAGCAAAGAGAGGAUUAUAGGACCAGAGGCUGUGUUCUUUCAACAAGGUGCUUAUCACUCCAUGCUCAAGAAGUUAGUUCAAGCCACAUUUUUACCCUCUAGAAUUAAGAAUUCAGUCUCUGAGAUAGACCAAAUUGUUCAGAAAAUGGUUCCAACUUGGGCCAACAGAACCAUCAAUACCUUGCAAGAGAUGAAGAAGUAUGCUUUUGAAGUAGCUGCAAUCUCAGCCUUUGGUGAAAUAAAGGAUUUUGAAAUGGAAGAAAUCAGAGACAUGUAUUGUUGCUUGGAGAAGGGCUACAACUCUUACCCUUUACAUCUUCCUGGAACUUCCUAUUGGAAAGCAAUGAAGGCAAGGAAGGUUCUGAAUGAGACAAUAAGGAGGUUAAUACAAAGAAGAAAAGAAAGCAGGAACUAUGGUGGAGGGUUGUUGGGAGUUCUGUUACAAGCCAGAGGUCACAAGAUAUACCAACUCAAUGAUUCUCAAGUUGCUGAUAAUCUCAUUGGUGUAAUCUUUGCUGCACAUGAUACCACAGCAAGUGCUCUAACAUGGGUUCUAAAGUACUUGCACGACAAUUUCAAUGCCUUGGAAGCUGUGACAAGAGAACAUGAAGGAAUCAAAAGCAAAUUAGCUAUGGAAAAUCGUGGACUUUCAUGGGAUGAUACUAGGCAUAUGCCACUCACUACACGGGUUAUCCAAGAAACAUUAAGAAGCGCAAGCAUACUGUCAUUCACAUUCAGAGAAGCAGUAAGAGAUGUUGAGCUUGAAGGUUACACUAUUCCUAAAGGUUGGAAGGUCCUUCCACUCUUUAGAAGCAUUCAUCAUUCUGCUGAUUUCUUCCCUCAACCAGAGAAGUUCGACCCUUCAAGAUUUGAGGUGCCACCAAGACCAAACACAUACAUGCCAUUUGGAAAUGGAAUCCACUCUUGUCCUGGUAGUGAGCUAGCUAAGCUUGAGGUUCUUGUCCUUCUCCACCACCUCACAGUUUCUUACAGGUGGCAUGUUGUGGGAAACGAAGAUGGAAUACAGUAUAGUCCUUUUCCUGUGCCCAAACAUGGAUUACCAGUUAAGAUAACCCCGAGGAACAAGAUAUUUAUCUAAAGUUGCAAAUUUCAGACCCAUGGAGAGUUCAAAUCAUGUUAAGAAAGUGGGGCCAAAGUGAUUUGUCCCCCGCCAAGAUAAUCAAUUUUCUUUUUCCUUUUCUUUUGUCCUAGAGAUUCUUUU
Gastrolobium bilobum is the source of this 1595-nucleotide messenger RNA. Its product is annotated as abscisic acid 8'-hydroxylase 2-like. Gene Ontology annotation, molecular function: iron ion binding; oxidoreductase activity, acting on paired donors, with incorporation or reduction of molecular oxygen; heme binding. Gene Ontology annotation, biological process: sterol metabolic process. NCBI's taxonomy places the organism in Eukaryota, Viridiplantae, Streptophyta, Magnoliopsida, Fabales, Fabaceae. The coding region runs from base 174 to 1472 and encodes 432 amino acids. The transcript has 8 exons. The record is from RefSeq and is a predicted model, not a curated record.